AUGGCCGAAGAAACAGCAACCAAAAAGCUUAAGACUUCCUCGCCCUUGAUCGGCACUCACAGUGGUCAUUUCCACGCCGAUGAGGCCUUGGCGGUCUAUCUCUUGCGUCUGCUGCCUACCUACGCGUCCUCUCCCCUUCUCCGGACUCGGGAUCCGGCCCAGUUGGAGACAUGCCACACCGUCGUCGACGUUGGUGGCGUGUACGAUGCCUCCAUCAACCGCUUUGAUCAUCACCAGCGCACCUUCGACACCGUCUUCCCCCAGUUCAAGACCAAGCUGUCCUCCGCCGGCCUUGUAUACAUGCACUUUGGCCGGGCCAUCAUCGCGCAACACAUGUCUCUUCCCGAGGACCACGCCGAUGUCGAUUUGCUGUACAAGAAGCUCUAUGCCGACUUCAUCGAGGCCAUUGAUGCCAACGACAACGGCAUCUCCGCUUACGACCAGUCUGCCGUCGCCGCUGCCGGCCUGGAGAAGCGCUUCAAGGAUUACGGUGUCACUCUCGCCUCCAUUGUUGGCGACAUGAACAACCCGGACCCCACUAGCCCCCCCGGCGAGCCCCAGGAUGAAGACAGCCUCUUUGGCCGCGCCAGUACCCUCAUCGGCAAGGUGUUCACGCGCAAGUUGCAUCACGCCGCCAACUCAUGGCUGCCUGCCCGCACGACCGUCGGCAAUGCCUAUGCCUCCCGCACCGAGGUUCACCCCUCCGGCCGCAUCAUGGUGCUGCCCAAGGGCGGCGUUCCCUGGAAGGAGCACCUCUACAACUUUGAGCGUGAAGCCUCUGCCGGUGCAGACUCUCAGGUCUACUAUGUCUUGUACCCCGAGAGCUCAGCAGAGGACUCCAAGUGGCGUGUGCAGUGUGUGUCUACCUCCGAGAGCAGCUUCGAGUCUCGGAAGCCGCUCCCCGAGGCGUGGCGCGGCGUGCGUGAUCAGGAUUUGGAUGGCCUGAUUGCGUCCGAGUCCGAGAAGAAUGGUCAGCCCAAGCUUCCCGAGGGUGCUAUUUUCGUCCAUGCUAGUGGUUUUAUCGGAGGGCACCAGACCAAGGAGGGUGCUAUGGCCAUGGCUGUGCGCAGUCUUGACUAA
This is a messenger RNA of Penicillium oxalicum, 1080 nucleotides long. RefSeq names its product MYG1 family protein. The transcript has 2 exons. Lineage: Eukaryota; Fungi; Ascomycota; Eurotiomycetes; Eurotiales; Aspergillaceae. The coding region runs from base 1 to 1080 and encodes 359 amino acids. Gene Ontology annotation, cellular component: cytoplasm; nucleus. The record is from RefSeq and is a predicted model, not a curated record.